Ilex paraguariensis (yerba mate) is the source of this 4692-nucleotide messenger RNA. The record is from the annotation of a GenBank genome assembly. Lineage: Eukaryota; Viridiplantae; Streptophyta; Magnoliopsida; Aquifoliales; Aquifoliaceae.
UCUAAUAUCAACACUCCAAAGCUGUAGACAUCAAAUUUUUCUGAAAAUCUUCCCACCAUUGCUUUAUCAAUAAAGUGUGUAGUUCAGUACAUUCUACUUCCCAGCUCUUACUGUGUAAAAAGUCUUACUCUUUUUUAAACUUUUAACAGUGGUAUCAGAGCCACCGAGUGAAGAGUGAGAUAGAGAGUGGCAUAGCAGCAGUCCCGGUUUUUCUUUCUUGCAGCAGCAAAAGAGAAUGAUGUCUUCAGACAAUUUUGUGCAGCCAGCCAUUCCACGCUUUGAUGGUCACUAUGACCAUUGGAGCAUGCUCAUGGAGAAUUUUUUGAGGUCCAAAGAAUACUGGACGGUUGUUGUUUCUGGAGUAGCAGAACCAGCAGAAGGGGUUGUGCUGAUAGAUGCGCAGAAGACGGAGCUUGAAGGGCUGAAGUUGAAAGAUCUCAAGGCAAAGAAUUAUCUUUUCCAAGCUAUUGAUCGCCCAAUCUUGGAAACAAUUCUUUGCAAGGACUCCUCCGAGCAGAUUUGGGACUCCAUGAAGAAGAAGUAUUAAGGGAAUGCAAGGGCGAAACGUGUGCAGCUUCAAACUCUUCGUCGAGAGUUUGAGGUUCUUCAAAUGAAGCCGGGAGAGUCAGUUCCAGAGUAUUUUUCAAAGACGAUGGCAAUCGCAAACAAGAUGCAGGUUCAUGGUGAUAAGCUUGAGGAUGUCACCAUUGUUGAGAAGAUUCUUCGAUCCAUGACACCAAAAUUUAAUUUUGUUGUCUGUUCUAUUGAAGAAGCUAAUGAUGUUGCUGAACUUUCAAUUGAUGAAUUGCAAAGUUCUCUAUUGGUUCAUGAGCAAAAAACUAACCAACAGGAGAAAGAGGAACAAGCAUUGAAGGCCUCAUCUGAAAAUCACUCUACACCAAAUAGAGUUGAUAGAGGAGGAGGAGGAGGCAGAGGUCGCUGUAGAGGAGGCAGAGGCAACAAUGAUCGUGGAAACCAACACCACCACCAUCAGAAUCAAGAGAAUGAAUUUCAAGGAAGAGGAAGAGGACGUGGAGGACAUCACUCAACUUCUUAUCUACCAAAGUCAGCAGAUAAGUCCAAUGUUGUGUGCUACAAAUGUCAUAAGUAUGGUCAUUAUCAGUCAGAAUGUCGUACAAAUUUGAAUAAACAAAGUGGCGAAAGAACUAACUUUGCAGAAAAAGAGGAAGAGGUGUCUCUUUUGAUGGUCUGUCACGUGAAGGAAGAAACUCAACAAAACAUGUGGUAUUUAGAUACUGGCUACAGCAAUCACAUGUGUGGGGAUAAGAAGCUGUUCUCUGACUUGGACGAAUCUUUCCGCAGCACUGUUAAGUUCGGCGACAACUCCACAGUUUCUGUUAUGGGAAAAGGGAGUGUAAGUAUUCAGACAAAAGGCAAUUUCACUCACACUAUCUCUAAUGUUCUUUUUGUGCCAGUCUUAAAGAGCAACUUGCUUAGUGUGGGUCAGUUGCAAGAAAAGGGUUACAAGAUUUCUAUCAAAGAUGGAGUUUGUCAAAUACAAGAUGCGAAGAUGGGCUUAAUUGCUCAAGUUUACAUGACGUCGAAUCGUAUGUUCCCGCUUUAUCUCCGCAACACUACUCAAACAUGUUGCUCAGCAAAAGUGCAAGAUGAGGCAUAGCGAUGGCAUUUUCGCUAUGGUCACCUAAACUUUGGUGGUUUGAAGACUCUACAGCAGAAGAAUAUGGUGAUUGGUCUUCCUCAAAUUACAGCUCCUUCUGCAGUUUGUGAAGAAUGUGUUGUUAGCAACAAACACCGUAAUCAAUUCCCACAAGGGAAAUCAUGGAAGGCGAAGGCUGCACUAGAGCUCGUUCAUUCCGACAUUUGCGGGCCAAUAACUCCUUGCUCUAAUGGAGGUAAGAGAUAUGUACUUACUUUCAUCGACGAUUUUAGUCGCAAAAGCUGGGUUUAUUUUUUGCAAAGAGAAGUCCGAAGCCUUUCCAGCCUUUAAAAGCUAUAAACCACUGGUUGAGAAAGAAAUAGGCAGUUCCAUAAAAAUUCUUCGCACAAAUCGUGGUGGCGAAUAUAACUCACAUGAAUUUGCAAGUUUUUGUGAGACUCACGGAAUCAAGAGGCAACUUACUGUAGCUUACACGCCCCAGCAAAAUGGAGUUUGCAAGAGGAAAAAUCGCACUAUUAUGAAUAUGGUGCGAAGCCUUUUGUCAAGAAAUGGAGUUCCAAAAAGCUUUUGGCCUGAAGCAGUAAAUUGGAGUAUUCAUAUUUUGAACAGUAUUCAUAUGCUGUUCAGAAUAUGACACCAGAGGAAGCAUGGAACAGUCGAAGACCAGCGAUUGAUCACUUCAGAAUUUUCGGGUGUGUUGCAUAUGCCCAUAUUCCAGAUCAGAAGAGGAAGAAGCUGGAUGACAAGGGAGAAAAAUGUAUUUUUCUUGGUGUUUGUGAUCAGUCAAAAGCUUAUAAGCUCUACAAUCCUAACACUAAGAAAAUACUUAUCAGUCGAGACGUUGCUUUUGAUGAAGAUCAAAUCUGGGUAUGGAGCAAAAAUGUAGUUGGAAAGCCAAUUCCAACUAGUUUUGAUGGAGAUGAUGGUGAUGAAGCAAACCAGCCACAGCAAUGCCUUGCUCCAGCAACUAAUGCAUUUGAGAAUCCUCAAAAUGAAACUCCUGUAGCCUCUGAAGUCACUCCAACAGCACCAAAAGCAGCUGCUGAUUCACGUUCUCUUCGUGUUCAAAGGAGGCUAGCAUGGAUGUUAGAUUAUGAGGUAACCGGAAUUGAUCAAUCUGAAGACCCACUCACUUAUUUUGCUCUAUUUUCAGAUUGUGAUCCUAUAGUGUUUGAAAGUGCUGUCAAAGAAUCAAAAUGGCGGGAGGCUAUGGAUGCUAAAAUUGCAGCCAUCGAAAAGAAUGACACUUGGGAGUUAGCUGAUCCUCCAAAAGGGUACAAAACAAUUGGUGUGAAGUGGCUUUACAAGACAAAGCUAAAGGAGAAUGGUGAAGUCGACAAGUACAAGGCCCGCUUGGUGGCCAAGGGCUAUAAGCAAGAGUUCGGUGUUGAUUACAAAGAAAUCUUUGCUCCGGUUGCAAGGCAUGACACAAUCAGAUUGGUGAUUGCAUUGGUAGCUCAAAACUCAUGGCCUAUUUUCCACUUGGACGUGAAAUCGGCAUUCCUCCAUGGAGAUCUGAGAGAAGAGGUAUUCAUCGAUCAACCCCCUGGUUAUGUGAAACUUGGCAAUGAGCAUAAAGUGUACAAGUUAAAAAGGGCUCUAUAUGGUUUAAAACAAGCUCCAUGGGCUUGGUAUAAUCGUAUAGAAGCCUAUUUUUUGAAGGAAGGAUUUCUCAAAUGUCCUUAUAAACAUACACUUUUCAUAAAAAUUGAACAUGGGGGUAAAAUGCUUAUUGUCUGUUUAUAUGUGGAUGACUUGAUUCACACUGGAAAUGAUAGUGCCAUGUUUGAAAGUUUUAAGAAGUCCAUGAUAGUAGAAUUUGAGAUGUCUGAUCUUGGCAUGAUGCAUUAUUAUCUUGGCAUUGAAGUGUUGCAAUCUUCUACUAGAAUUUUUAUUUCUCAAAAGAAGUACGUAGGAGAACUCUUGGACAGGUUCCAGAUGAAGGAUUGUAAUCCUGUGAAUACACCAUCUGAGUUUGGCUUAAAGCUAAACAAAGAUAAUGGAGGAAAGAGGGUUGACAACACUCUUUACAAGCAGAUUGUGGGGAGUUUAAUGUACUUGACUGCAACAAGACCUGAUAUAAUGCAUGUUGUAAGUGUCAUAAGUAGGUACAUGGAGUGUCCUACAGAGAUUCAUCUCUUGGCUGCAAAAAGAAUUUUCCAGUACUUGCAAGGUACUAAGGAGUUUGGGCUAUUCUACAAGAAGGGAGAAAAAUCAGAUUUGCAUGGCUUCACAGAUAGUGAUUAUGCAGGAGAUUCAGAGGAUCAGAAAAGCACAUCUGGGUAUGUUUUCAUGUUGGGGACAGGAGCUGUUUCAUGGUCAUCGAAGAAGCAACCAAUCAUCACUUUAUCAACCACAGAAGCUGAGUUUGUUGCUGCCACUUCAUGUGCCUGUCAGGCUAUAUGGCUAAAGAAAAUUCUCAGAGAGCUGCAGUUCAAAGAGGAUGGGCCUACUCUCAUUUAUUGUGACAACUGUUCAACAAUAAAGCUCUCAAAGAAUCCUGUUCUACAUGGUCGAAGCAAGCAUAUAGAUGUGAAGUAUCAUUUCUCGAGGGACCUCACGAAGGAUGGAGUUAUUAGUCUAGUUUAUUGUAAAAGUGAAGACCAGAUUGCUGAUGUUCUCACAAAGCCUCUCAAGUUUCCUGUUUUUCAGAAGCUCAGGAAGCUACUUGGUGUUUGCAGCUCAAAGGACUUUAUCUGAGAGAUGGCACUUCAUAAUUUGACUCUUGUUAAACUGUUGUUGUGUCUGGAACAUCAAUUUAAGGGAGGGAUUGUUGAAUAAAUUAGUGGUAGCACGUUAGAAUGUGUUGAUUUGGGUUGUCCUAGUCUUUAGGAGUUCAGUAGUUUGUUUCUGUUUUGUUUACCCAGUCAGUAGGAGUUUGUUUUGCAGUUGUAGCUGAUCCUAUUUUCAUGCUUUAGUAGUUGAUAUUUUCUUGCUUCUAUCCGUUUGUUUACUAGCCUACAUAAAGGCUGUUUGGUUUAUCAAUAUAGUGUAUAGUUCAGUACAUUCUACUUCCCAGCUCUUACUGUGUAAAAAGUAUUACUCUUUUUAAA